AUGGGUGGUGCUCCACCCAAACUUGCCUCUCUCUCCUUCCAACUCAUCAACAUCAAGUCCCUCAUCCCUUUCAACCUCGAGUUCCAUCCCUCCAACUACUCAAAGUGGCGCGAGCUCUUUUUUGUUGCUCUCCGCCGUUUCAACCUCAUGCACCAUGUUGACGGCAAGCCAAAUUCGACCCAGGAGGCUGACUGGGAUCAAAACGAUUCCAUGAUAGUGUCUUGGAUCUACAGCUCUAUCUCAGAUGAGGUUCUCGGCCACAUCCUCACCCCUGGCACUUCGACUCAGGCACUAUGGUCCGCCAUCGAGUCAUUGUACCGUGACAACAAGCAAGCUCGCAUCCUGUCUCUGGAGACCGAGCUUCACAACACAUCACAAGGUGACAUGGCUAUCAUGGCCUACUGUCAGCGCAUGAAGUCCAUUGUUGAUUCUCUCUCUGAUCUCGGUUAG
Phragmites australis (common reed) is the source of this 450-nucleotide messenger RNA. RefSeq lists its product as uncharacterized. Lineage: Eukaryota; Viridiplantae; Streptophyta; Magnoliopsida; Poales; Poaceae. The transcript has a single exon. The record is from RefSeq and is a predicted model, not a curated record. Bases 1 to 450 code for a protein of 149 amino acids.